GCUGCUUCCGGCGUCAGUGGUCCGGAUAAUUAUGGCGACCCUCAGGGCGUUUGCGUCGUUGUGGGGCCUCCGGAGAGGUUCUCCGGGCGCGGGCCGGUUCUGUUCCCGCGCCCGAGCUCGGCCCCAGCCCAUCGCUCUGCUCCAGCCUCUGCCCGGGGCCUGCGGGGCGGGAACGCCAUGCCGUGGGCUCGGCUCCGAGGCCGAAUCUGGUAGCUCAGAGACCAAGAAACCUACAUUUAUGGAUGAGGAAGUCCAAAGCAUACUCAUCAAGAUGACAGGCUUGGAUUUGCAGAAGAUUUUUAAGCCAGCCAUACAAGAACUGAAGCCACCAACUUAUAAGCUGAUGACCCAAGCACAGCUGGAAGAGGCUACAAGAAAGGCAGUUGAGGCAGCUAAAGUCCUAUUAAAAAUGCCACCAGUUCUGGAAGAGCGAGCCCCGAUAAAUGAUGUGUUAGCUGAAGAUAAGAUUUUGGAAGGAACAGAAACAGCCAAAUAUGUGUUUACUGAUAUAUCAUACAGCACACCACACCGGGAGCGUUUUAUUGUUGUCAGAGAACCAAGUGGCACACUACGCAAAGCCUCUUGGGAGGAACGGGACCGGAUGAUUCAAAUUUAUUUCCCAAAAGAAGGUCGUAGAGUUUUAACUCCAGUAAUUUUCAAGGACGAAAAUCUUCAGACCAUGUACAGCCAGGACCGGCAUGCUGAUGUCCUCGAUCUCUGCGUUGCCCAGUUUGAGCCAGAUUCUGCUGAAUAUAUCAAAUUUCAUCAUCAGACCUAUGAAGAUAUAGAUAAAUAUGGAAAGUAUGACCUUCUACGUUCAACAAGACACUUCGGUGGAAUGGCUUGGUAUUUUGUAAAUAAGAAGAAGAUUGAUGGUUUACUGAUUGACCAGAUUCAGAGAGAUUUAGUUGAUGAUGCCGCCAGCUUGGUCCAGCUCUAUCACCUCCUCCAUCCAGAUGGCCAGUCAGCUCAAGAGGCCAAAGAGCAGGCUGCCAAGGGACUGCAUUUAAUUAAGGUGUCUGGAAGCAGGGAGGGAGCGCCUGUGCAACGCCAGGGCUUAGCUGCAUCAUCACUGUGGGUGGCGUACCUCUCAAUGCUGUGAGCUUUCACAGAUGUCUCUGUGUAUGUUGAGAGAUGAGAUGAUUUUUUUCAGGUCUUUGCAAAAACAGAAGCACAGAAGGGAGCAUAUAUAGAAUUAACACUGCAAGCUUAUCAAGGAGCAUUCAUUAGCCAUUCUGCAGCUUCCUAAAAAUAUUUUAAAAAUAAAUUUCAUUUUACUAAAU
Vicugna pacos (alpaca) is the source of this 1283-nucleotide messenger RNA. Lineage: Eukaryota; Metazoa; Chordata; Mammalia; Artiodactyla; Camelidae. The record is from RefSeq and is a predicted model, not a curated record.